AUGGCUGACAUUGAAACACCUGGAAUGGACGAAUCCUUCGCGGCGUCCGAAGCUGGUGAUGAUCAGGGUCAUGGUAUGACCGCUAGCGCGACGGUCGGCACAAGACGCCAGGCAAAUGGCACGAUCGGUUCUGUCUAUUCAGGUAAUAAAAUUCGACACCUCAAGAAAGAAGAUGGCAUCCCAUUAUGGCGUAAAGAUAUCCAAUACCAGUUUCUCAAGCUAGUCUUUGAGGAUAAGACGCCUGCGUUCACGCGAUACCCAGACGGCGAGCAGAAGCUGGACUUUGCCGACGUCUAUAUUGACGCCAUGGCAAGGAGUAGCAAGACAAGCAAGAUUCUCAAAGACAAGCUGCAAAAUGAUAAACCAGCAGCGAUUAGCAUGGCGAUGGUCUGUUUGCUUGUGAACUUUGGCCGCAUGAACACAACUCUUAACUUUUUCCCUGAGAUGCGUGCCCAACUACGAACCUACCAUUCCAUUCCCUCCCUCCAAGCCCACCAGGAUUCGAAUGCCUACAAGCAGCUGCAGGAUGCUCCGCGCCUGAAGUCCAUCCUCAAGGGCGCCUCCGAAGAUGUCGAUCAACCAAACACUUUGGAGAAGAUCAAGGCCUUGACCGUUCCUCGAACAAAUCCUGUCAACCUGAUAUUUGUUUUGGCACAGUAUGCGCCAAAAGUAUCUGAGAUGCAUUUCUUCCCUCCGCGUGAUUUCUUUGAUUUAGUGAUGCGGUCCACAUUGAGUAGUGAAAGCAGAGCGAAGGCAUUUUUAUGGUUGAUGUGGUGGUACUUGGAAAGCGAUUUCACUCGUGAGGCUGCUUUGAACAACCCAUUUGGACCAGGCUUGGAAGGAGAAGGAGCUGAGGGAUUACCUCUGAAGGUGCCCGCUUUUGAGAGCUUGACUGAGGAUCAGGCAAAUGAUGAAAAUGUGGACACAGUGGAGGAACUGGAAUAUGGGGAAACAAAGAGACUUGAGCGCAAACGCAUUCUUGAAGAAGAUGACCCUCUCCCCCGUAUCGUUAAGCGCCCAAAGAAAGAAUACGGUUUUGACGAAGAAUCCCUCGCCGGUGACUAUUCAGGUCUAGGAGGACGAGGCUCUGCAAUGUCUACACCCCAACACCCAUCUGCUAAGCGGAGCUUGGAUGAUGACGAUGAUGAAAUGACCCCAAGUUCAUCUCGACCCCGCAACAAACAAGUCAAGCGAGACUCAUCUCUUAACAGAACCGUGGGUCAACAACGACUCAUUUUGAAGACUAGAAUGGAUCAUACCCCGAAUGCCUCCCCCGCUCCCUCCGGUUCUGGGAUGAUGGAUCGUUUCGUUGCGGAGCCGUCCCUCACCCAGUCCAGCAGCCGUCGGCCUCGCCCUCUGACACAGCACCAAAUCGCUGUGGAGCAAAACCGCCGUCAACGCAUCGAGUAUCUGCUUGCUAAGCGACGAAGCAAUGCCUACCGUGUUCUCCGAGCCAAGCGCAACAGUGAAAUCCCUUUUGUGCGAUACGGACGUCUGCUUCAAAGCUUGCCGGAGGGAUAUGAUACUGAAGAGGAAGGCUCAUGGGGUAAAGGUGGCCUCCUCCCUAAUCCCGAUCAAGAGGAUGACUUCGGCGAGUGCGCCAACUUUUUCCUUUCUGUCGUUCGCAAAGCAACCCGUCGCCUUGAUCGCUGGGAUUACGAAGACGCCAAUGGCCCCAAGAAAGAUCGCCAGAAGGAGCGUGAGGAAAGACAGAGAGCGAAGGCUGCCCUUGAAGCCGAUCUCCGAGCUGCCAGUAAUCGGUCCCGACCUCGUCCUUCUCGUGGUGGUGCUGCCGCAAAGCGCAAGUCAACAGGUCCCACGUCUACCCCCGGCAAUGCCAAAAAGUCAGCAUCUCGCAGCAAGGGUGGUCGCAAUCCUCCUGCAGGCGCCGGUGCUGGUGCCGGUGGCGUGGCCUGGGAUUCCGAACGUGCUGGUGGAGAUGAAGAAAUAGAGGGUGAACUGGACGACCUUGACCGAGAGUUACUGGGAGAGGUCUCUGGUGACGAUGAUGUACCUCAACGGGCUGGAUCUCAUGAUGGAGAUUCGUCUGACGACUCUGGAGAUGAUGACGAUGCAAUUGAUGGAGAUGAGAUCUCGUCUGCGUAUGAUGCUCCUAAUGGAUAUGCACGACAUGAGAGCUCAUCCCCGUUCCUGAGGGAGCUGCUGAGCGACCAAAUGAUCGGGAUGAUGCCAUGGAAGAUUGAAGGGUGUUACCCAAACUUCAAUCCUUGUAUGAUGACCUUCUAG
Penicillium malachiteum is the source of this 2247-nucleotide messenger RNA. RefSeq lists its product as uncharacterized. The transcript has 4 exons. Gene Ontology annotation, cellular component: Ino80 complex. The record is from RefSeq and is a predicted model, not a curated record. Bases 1 to 2247 code for a protein of 748 amino acids. Lineage: Eukaryota; Fungi; Ascomycota; Eurotiomycetes; Eurotiales; Aspergillaceae.